Messenger RNA from Lemur catta (Ring-tailed lemur), 1215 nucleotides. RefSeq names its product geminin coiled-coil domain containing (gene GMNC). Lineage: Eukaryota; Metazoa; Chordata; Mammalia; Primates; Lemuridae. The coding region runs from base 1 to 1038 and encodes 345 amino acids. Gene Ontology annotation, biological process: negative regulation of DNA replication; negative regulation of cell cycle. The transcript has 5 exons. Gene Ontology annotation, cellular component: nucleus. The record is from RefSeq and is a predicted model, not a curated record.
AUGUUAGGAAAAAGGGAGGAGGAAGGCAGGAAGCAGAACACCAUUCUGCCUUGCCAAGACCAGUACUUUGUAGGAGGCCAGAGUUAUAAUUGCCCGUAUUCCACUACAACGUCAGAAUCUAGUGUUGAUGUUUCCACGGAUACUUGGGUCUCUUUCUGGGCUGCUGGUCUCCUGGACAACAGAGAGCCCCAACAAGCACCACAGGCACAGGAAUCAUCCCAUGGCUCGAAUUUUCCUGUUCUGGACUCAUUUUCAUGGGAAGAGGCUCAGCUUUCCUCUCAGCUGUACAGAAAUAAGCAGCUCCAAGAUACUCUGGUGCAAAAGGAAGAAGAACUAGCUAGGUUACAUGAAGAGAACAAUCACCUCAGACAAUACCUGAAUUCUGCUUUGGUUAAAUGUCUUGAAGAAAAAGCUAAGAAAUUGUUGUCAUCAGAUGAGUUCUCCAGAGUAUGUGGAAAAUUCAGAAAGGGGAAGAGGAAACCCAAAGAGCAAAGAUACUCUCCUGCUGAAAUUCCUCAUCCCAAAAAUGCCAAGAGAAACCUCUCUAGUGAAUUUGCUAACUGUGAAGAACAACCUGGGCCCCCUGUGGAUCCCUGGGUCCUUCAAACACUUGGGUUAAAAGACCUCAACACCAUUGAUGACAGCUUGUCAGCUAACUACAGUGCCCUCUCCUCUCAUCCCAGAAGAGUCACCAGCACAUUUUCUCAGUAUCCAGAUGAUGCAGUUGACUAUGAAAAUGUCCCCAGCGAGGAUCUGCCGAUUGACUAUGGAGGUGACAGAACAGCCCCCUUACAUAGCACUGCCACUCAUGGGGAAGGUUUUCCCUUCCUUUCACAACUUUCAAAUCCCUCAGUGGGGCUGCAAAAUCUUCCUUACUAUACUGCUAAUGUGUCACCCAACAAGACAGAGAUGGCCUUUUCCACAUCCCUGAGCCCUCACUGUAAUGUGAAAACUCAUUCUUUCCACCAGGGACAAGCUUUUGUGCGUCGAGAUGAGGAGGGAGGCUGGAAGUUUACCUGGGUCCCCAAGCAGUCUUAGUGAUCCCUCUUCCAGCACAAAGCACUGCCAUGGACUCUGUUUACAAAGACCUCUCUUGCACUUGAACCUGACUAAGGUGGAACACAGAAGCUAUUGCUUAGACUGUCUCCUGCCACUUUAAAUGUCACUCCAAUUACCCACUUAAGUCUGCAGGGAAUGGCUUCCAAGAAUCCAUAA